This is a messenger RNA of Hippoglossus stenolepis (Pacific halibut), 2179 nucleotides long. RefSeq names its product histidine decarboxylase-like. The record is from RefSeq and is a predicted model, not a curated record. Gene Ontology annotation, biological process: L-histidine catabolic process; histamine biosynthetic process. Gene Ontology annotation, molecular function: histidine decarboxylase activity; pyridoxal phosphate binding. NCBI's taxonomy places the organism in Eukaryota, Metazoa, Chordata, Actinopteri, Pleuronectiformes, Pleuronectidae.
AUGCAGGAGCAGGAAUACAAUCGCAGAGCUAAGGAGCUGGUGGACUACAUCACACAGUACCUGGGCUCCGUCAGAGACAGGAGGGUGACUCCAGAUGUGGAGCCCGGUUACAUGGAGCAGCUGCUGCCGGCCACGGCGCCCUCAGAGCCCGAGGACUGGGAGAGCAUCUUCAGCGACAUCGAGAGAGUCAUCAUGCCGGGAGUGGUUCACUGGCAGAGCCCUCACAUGCACGCCUACUAUCCCUGCCUGACCUCGUGGCCCUCCAUGCUCGGGGACAUGCUCGCCGAUGCCAUCAACUGUCUGGGAUUCACCUGGGCCUCCAGCCCAGCGUGCACCGAGCUGGAGAUGAACGUGUUGGACUGGUUGUGUAAAGCUCUGGGACUCCCCGCCUUCUUCCUGCAUCAGCAUCCUGAGAGCAGAGGUGGAGGAGUCCUGCAGGGCACGGUCAGUGAGAGCACGCUGGUCGCUCUGCUGGCAGCCAGGAAGGACAAAAUCCUGCAGCUGCGGGCCGAGCUGGACCAGGACGUGGACGACUCGUUCCUGAAUGCACGACUGGUGGCCUACGCUUCAGAUCAGGCUCAUUCGUCGGUGGAGAAGGCCGGUCUGAUCUCUCUGGUGAAGAUCAGGUUCCUGCCCAGCGACGAGCAGCUCACUUUGAGAGGAGACACUUUGAAACGAGCCAUAGAAGAAGACAGGAGCAGAGGACUGGUUCCCUUCAUGCUCUGUGCAACGUUGGGAACCACAGGAGUGUGUGCGUUUGACCAGCUCUCUGAACUGGGACCAGUGUGUUCAGAGGAGGGACUGUGGCUCCAUGUGGACGCUGCCUACGCCGGCUCAGCGUAUCUCUGUCCUGAGCUCCGCUGGUCACUAGAGGGCGCUGAAUUCGCUCACUCGUUCGUCUUCAACCCUUCCAAGUGGAUGAUGGUUCAUUUUGACUGCACAGCUUUCUGGGUGAAAGAUAAAUUCAAACUCCAGCAGACGUUCACUGUCGAUCCCGUUUAUCUCAGACACGAAAACUCUCAGGACGCCACUGACUUCAUGCACUGGCAGAUUCCUCUCAGCCGACGUUUCCGUUCCAUCAAACUCUGGUUCGUCCUGCGCUUCUUCUUAGAAUUUGGGUGUAGAUCUUUCUUCUGUUGGUUUCAGGGCAUCGAGAUGGCAAAGCUGUUAGAGGCUCAUGUACGGAGGGACCCACAUUUUGAGAUUCCUGCUGAGAGACACCUCGGCCUCGUGGUCUUCUGUCUGAAAGGAGGAAACUCUUUGACCCAGGAGCUGCUGACGAGACUGACCCGGUCCGGCACCGUGUACCUCAGCCCGGCAGACGUCCGCACCAAACGCGUCAUCCGCUUCACGGUGACGUCCCAGUUCACCACUGCAGAUGACAUCCUUAAGGACUGGGGCCUCAUCGCCGACAUGGCCGCCGCUCUUCUGGCUGAGCCGCAGGGUCUGAACGACUCUGAGAACCAAACCCAGGUGACGGGGGCGACAGAAAACAAAGACCCAGAGUUUGCUGCGUCCAGGCUGGACAAAGCUCAGCUGGGGCUGUGGGUCGAGGCCUGGACUCGAUGGAGGAGACUGAUGUGCUGUCUGAGCUGUAACAGGGAACCUCUGACCUGCACAUGCACUCGGCCGCUGUCUGGAUACGACCACGACACAAGUCCGAGUGUUAGAGAUGCAGCAGAUGUUGUCCCCACUCAGACAGCUAACCCUAACCCACAGGAUCCAGUUGUGUGUUUCAGAUUGAAGAUGUGUUCAAAUCUUCAGGAUGAACAGGGCCAGUGAAAAGUAUAUUAAACUAUUACUGCUGUUGACUAAACUGGUCUUCAUAUGGUAAAAAUAUAUUUGUAUGUUUUAUAUGAAUAAAAGUUGCUGCAGUACAUUGUAAAUAUGUUUAAUAUAUAGUUGUAGUAAUAGUAAUGUGGUAAUGUGGUAGUCGUGUGGAAAAUACAUUUCAGGUACAUAAGCUCUGAAGUCCUGGAAGGUGAGUUUCUUUAUUCAAGUUAACUUGAACAAGUUGACUUGUUAAAUUCAGCAAAUGAUGUUUGUAGAAGAUAAAUAUGUACUGAGAGAUAUUCAAGAUUAUAAUCCCGUUUGCACAGGACGAAAAAACGUUAUGUAAAAAAGAUAAAUAGAUAUAUGGAUAUAGAUAGAUAGAUACAAACUGUAUUAAGUAUUUAAC